GACACCGGCUUGCAGCCGAAACGUUCGGAGUUAGUCGAUGUAGCGUAUACCUACAUUGCGUUCUUUCGUGCUUCAUGCGAGUUUAGAUCUGUUCGAAUCGCUCGAUCAUCGAUUGAUGAUAUUCGAACGAACGUGUGGGAAGAAUCAAUUUUGGUUCUUCUUUUUUGCUGAGGAGAGAUUGAAGUGCCGGUUCCUAUCUUCGAAAAAGGAGAUACUGAACUACUCUCUGGACUUAUGUGUGAGAUAACAGUGCAGUGACGUUAAACCGCGUAAAGAUUAUUAUUUUGCGAGGAUUCGACGAGAAUGUAAUUAUUUGAUUAAUAUCUGUGACAAAUAUAAAAGAUAAGAAGAACAGGGAAAACAUUGUGUCUACGCGAUGUUGCGGUGGCAGUAAAUGAAAAUAUAAAAUAGAUACAUAAAAGAAGAGAAACACUACAAGUGUCUUGAUUGAUAGUGUCACGGUGUCAACAAGUACGAAAAAGAACAUUUCAAGUAUCUUUACGGUAUCACAGUGCCAAAAUGCUUGUCGCUGAGAUGCCGCCCAACUUCAUGAAGAAGAACAAUUAUAGUCACUGUCCAUUAAAGAAGCGGCCGUUUUAUUAUACGUCCGAGGACGAAGAUGAAGCCCCUGAAGUCAAAGACGAGAUAAUUGACGUAGGGGUAGACGAUAUUCCCGAGCCCGAGAAUCUCAGCACGAAGCCUGAAGAUCUCAGGAGAACCGCGGAGAAUCGCCAUCACAAUCACCAACAACAACAGCAACAACAGCAACAACAACAACAACAACAACAACAACAGCAUGAAGAAGAAGAACAACAGGAGCAGCCACAACGCGCCUCAUCCAGAACACCGCCGUCGCCGAUCUCUAAAAUAUCUCUCGCGCCAUUAACGAUAGAGCCAUCCUCGCCGACGACUCAUCACUCGGUGUACAUCCAUACACCAUCGCUGCAUCAUUAUCACCAUCACUAUCCGACCAAGACUAUCACGCCGCCGGCGGGUAUCGCGCCGAUUCAUCCGGUCGCGAAGAAAGGGCGAGUCGAGGUGAUCCAGCACAAUGACAGCUCUACGUCGGCGACGCCGACGGCAGGUCUAACGGCGACGUCGGCAUCGCUGCACUUUAUGGCGAGCAAGGCACCCUUGGAACCGUUGAAUCUGAAUACGCCGAUGGAACCGUUGGCCCACUACGCCACUGCGCCCUGGGCCCGAGCGGCUCCUUUAUAUCCGCCGCAUUAUCUGCCGUAUCACCCGCCUACCUAUCAUCGCUAUCCCGGAGCAGAAUUGUAUCCGUCGUAUCCAGUAUCGGGAUAUCCACACUCGUCUCCCGAACAUCAUCCGUCAUCAAUUUCGCCACCGCCACACGGCGCGUUGACCUGUCCGACCAUUCAACGGCCCAUCGUCAGGAGCUACCACUGGAGCAGUCCGGAUCACUGUGGUUUGUCACCCACAAGUUCCGUGGGUUCCGGUUCAUUGCGGUCACCUCCACCAGUCACCCCGGAAGACCUGUCCUCGUCACCCAGCAGCGACAGCGGCAGAUCUUCCGCGGGCAGCACCUCUGCCGGGCCUACGCUCGUGAACACGAAGCUGGAGAAAAGCAGUCCGAGCGUGAACAACGCGUCUUCGAGCACGACGUCGCCCAGGUACUCGUGCAAAGACUGCAACAAGUCGUACUCGACGUACUCGGGUUUGUCAAAGCACCAGCAGUUUCACUGCGCGGUCGCCCAGGGCCAGGCGAAGAAAUCCUUCUCGUGCAAAUACUGUCAGAAGGUGUACGUCAGUCUGGGUGCGCUUAAGAUGCACAUUCGGACGCAUACGCUGCCGUGCAAGUGCCAUACGUGCGGUAAGGCGUUCUCCAGGCCGUGGCUCCUUCAAGGUCAUAUCCGGACGCACACCGGAGAGAAGCCGUUCAGCUGUCAGCAUUGCAACCGCGCGUUUGCCGACAGGAGCAAUCUCAGGGCCCAUCUGCAGACUCAUAGCGAGGUCAAGAAGUACUGCUGCGACGGUUGUAGCAAAACCUUCAGCAGGAUGUCGCUGCUCACGAAGCAUCAGGAGGGCGGUUGUCCUGGCGUUCCGGUAUCAGUCAGUUAUCCUUGCUAAGAUUCAAAGUUUGCGCGAUCCCACGACACCACGGAAACGAACGUACGUUUCAAUCCCACGGUCUCAAAGUGCCUUAAAAUGCAGUACAAACGCGACGAGAUAUAGUGCAGUCCGGUAUUUUUUUUUUUCGAUGAACCGCUUUCGCGGAAUAUCGUCGUUGAUUAAUCCUUUCGCCAUCGAAUUGUUUCCAUCCGGAAAGUGAGCAUAAAAUUUGAAAAAGAAUUAGGAUUUUAUUUCGAGAAAAGGAUACUUUAGAUAUGUACUACACUUGGAGUUAAUUCGGGGAAAAAUUAAUUACAAGUGAUUUUUUACUAUUUUGUUUAACUUGCGGAGAAAGGAUUAAUUUGCACGCACUUCAAAAUUUAUAUCAAAUCCGCGUCAUUGCGAAAUUGAAUCCUCAAAUAAGUAGCUCGAAACGUUUGAUGAAAAUUGAUUUCGUUUGUUCAUCUUUACUCUUCGUUGUAAAUAUCGGUUUACAAGUGUGUGUAACAAACAUGCAGUGACUCAUAAAAAAUUAUAUUUCUUCUCAAUUUUUGACUUCAAAUUUCUAGGAAAGUGUACAAAUGUUUAAUAAAUUUUAUAAAAUGUCCAAAGCCCCCUCAU
This is a messenger RNA of Nylanderia fulva, 2694 nucleotides long. RefSeq lists its product as uncharacterized. Gene Ontology annotation, biological process: regulation of DNA-templated transcription. NCBI's taxonomy places the organism in Eukaryota, Metazoa, Arthropoda, Insecta, Hymenoptera, Formicidae. The record is from RefSeq and is a predicted model, not a curated record. Gene Ontology annotation, molecular function: RNA polymerase II cis-regulatory region sequence-specific DNA binding; DNA-binding transcription factor activity, RNA polymerase II-specific.